AUGCCUGGCUGUGCUUCUGUCCUCUCUGGUACUUGUACAUCUGCGCAUUGGCUUGGGACUGUUGGAAUUGCCCACCUCCCGCUGAAGCGCAAGACUACGUACCUCGACUUUUAUCAUCAAUGGCGCCCCAGCCUUGUGAGUCCUAAAGCCUCCAGCUUCUUUUCUGCCUUCCUCGUCCUCCCUUCAACAACGUCCAAUCCCUCCCUCGACCAUCUCGCCCGCAUCACGCCGUUCCGCCCGUUGCCGCACCGCGUCAACCUGCGAUUGCGAGACCGUCGCGGCUCGACAAAUAAAAGAGGCGCCAUCGCCAUUCGCAACACCCACGCCUCGCUCUACCUACCCAGUCGCAACUUUUCAAGUCUUCCUUCACGCUUUCACGGCGAAUCGAUCUCGCGGCUCUCGACUCUCGACUCCCAAUCCUCCUCGCUCUCCUUUCAUCCUCGACGAACCGCGCCAGCCAUGCCUUCCAAGAGGAAAUUGGUCUCCGAGGCUAACACCGAGCCAGCCAGCGUGCCGUCGACGCUGCCGCCCUCCGUUGAGGAAGCCUAUCGCCGGAAAUGCGUCCAGCUCAAGAACCGCACCACCGAGGUCGAAGAGGCCAACGACGCCGCCCGGCUCCGUCUCGCGCGCAUAAAGCGCCAGGUCGAGAAGCUGAGGAUAGAACGAGCCUUCCUGCUUGAGCAGCUCGCCAAGCGCACCAGCACAAACGUCGAAGACUCCGAGGGCAGCCCCAGCCCGCCUCCCACGGCAACCUCCUUCGAUAUCCCCAAUGAUCCGAAUGCUAACCCCCGAAAGCCCAAGGAUAAGCCGCUGCGCAUCAAGAAGGGCCACCGGAAAUCCAACGCCCCAGCCGACGCGGACGCCGACGCCGACGUCAAGGCUGGCUCCGCCAAGGAACCCACGUCCCCGGCCUCCGAGUCCAACAGCCAGGCCAAGCGGUCGCGCCCCAACGGCAUGGCCAAGUCUCCGCAGCCAAGCAAGACUCCGUUUGAACUGUACUGCGAGGAGGCCCGGCCUGUGCUCGAGGCCAAGGAGAGGGACGACAAGGACGAGGCCGAUGUCAACAUUGACGAGGAGCUCAAGCGCGACUGGGAGGAAUUACCGGAAGCCGAGAGGGAAGAGUGGCAGGCCAAGGCCGAUCAGCUGAACAAGGCGGCACAGGAGGAAGAGGACAAGGCCGCUGCAGAUGCCGAAAACAAUGACAGCUCCAAGAAGAACAGCCCCAAGGCUGAGGCGGACCCCGAGGCCGAUCCCGAAGCUGACCCUGAAGCUGACCCUGAAGCCGAGGCAGACGCAGACCCUGAGCCCGAAGCUGAAAAGGCAGAUGCCCAUGAUGACGACGUCGAGAUGAGCAACUAUGACACCGAGGACCAGGAGACUCAGAUGGACAAGGAUGCCGAUGAUGAAAAGGAUUAG
Messenger RNA from Trichoderma reesei QM6a, 1416 nucleotides. RefSeq lists its product as uncharacterized. NCBI's taxonomy places the organism in Eukaryota, Fungi, Ascomycota, Sordariomycetes, Hypocreales, Hypocreaceae. The record is from RefSeq and is a predicted model, not a curated record. Bases 1 to 1416 code for a protein of 471 amino acids. The transcript is spliced from 4 exons.